CCGACGACGGCCAUAUUAUUUUCAUUAUCGAGUUGUUCGUUCGCCGGGUCUGCUAGGUGGAUUCUGGUGAAUGACACAUUUAUUUUAUUUUUAAAUUCUCUCGUUUGAGAGAUACUUUCCAUUCACACCACGUAUACCACCUUUCCCGGGGUCGUAAAAACUUAAAGGAUUCAAAAUGCAGUACAACAGUUUUCACAAUCAACACCCAAUUUUCAGGCCUCGGUUAGAUCAGAAUGAACAAUUCGGUAAGAUGCCUUAUCUCAAUCGAAUGUACGAGUUUGGGGGACCUAAGAACUUUGCUCCUAGAAACAACAUGGGUAAUAAAAAUUUUAGACCCAGGAAUGAUUUUAAUGGAGUGAGACCAGAUUUUAAUGCUAACCGAAAUGAUGAUUUUGGGGGGCCUAAGGAAUAUAGGCCAAGGAAUAACUAUAAUAAUCAAAACAUGCAAAAGAAAAAUGAGUAUGAUGGAGAAAAUGCGUCAGGCAGUAAUAAUAUGCAAUUUUACAAUUCUAAAAAUGAUUUUGGGGGACCCAAACCUAGCUUCCAGAAGAAUAACUUUGGUCCUAAAAACUACAAUAAUCCAAACGGGUCACCUACUAAUGGUCAGCAGCAGCAGUAUAUGCAAAAGAAAGCCUAUAACUCUAACAACAGUGGGCAAUCACAGGACUUUAAUGAUCGUAAACUACAAAGUCGCAAAGCUAAACACCCAGGUGAUGGGUUAGUUAAGCCUGUAUGGGACAUGGGACAGCUUGAAGAAAUUGAGAAGAAUUUCUAUAAACCUCAUGCUAAUGUAGAUGCCCGUUCUGAAGAGGAAGUCCAACAAUUUAGAUCAACAAAAGAAAUAACUGUUAGUGGUAAUAAUAUACCUAGACCAAAUCAAAAAUUUGAUGAAGGAAAUUUCCCUGACCACAUUCUAAACACUAUCAAAGAACAGGGUUAUGAAGAUCCAACUGGUAUUCAGGCACAAGGAUGGCCUAUUGCUUUAUCUGGUCGUGAUAUGGUUGGUAUAGCAUCUACUGGUUCAGGAAAAACCCUUGCUUAUAUGUUACCUGCUGCUGUUCACAUUGUUCAUCAACAAAGGAUCCAGAGAGGUGAUGGUCCAAUUGCCUUAAUUCUGGCUCCAACAAGAGAAUUAGCUCAGCAGAUUCAAUCUGUUGCUCAAGCUUACAGCGCACGUGGUUGCAUAAGAAACACUUGUCUAUUUGGUGGAUCACCUAAAGGCCCACAAGCUAGAGACUUAGAAAGAGGUGUGGAAAUUGUCAUUGCUACUCCUGGUCGCCUUAUUGACUUUUUAGAACGUGGAACCACAAACUUGCGCCGCUGCACAUAUUUAGUUUUGGAUGAAGCUGACAGGAUGCUGGAUAUGGGAUUCGAGCCUCAAAUCCGGAAAAUUAUUGAACAGAUACGCCCGGACAGGCAAGUUUUGAUGUGGUCUGCCACAUGGCCUAAGGAAAUUCAAGCCUUAGCUGAAGAUUUUUUAACGGAUUACAUUAAAGUUAACAUUGGCUCUCUAAACCUUUCUGCAAAUAACAAUAUUAAACAAAUUAUUGAAGUAUGUGAGGAACAUGAGAAAGAAGCAAAACUAAGCAACCUUCUAAAAGAGAUAGCUUCAGAGAAAGACAAUAAGGUCAUUGUUUUUGUUGAAACAAAGAAGAAAGUUGACGACAUUGCUCGUGCUGUUCGACGUAACGGGUACAAAGCUCUAGCUAUUCAUGGAGACAAGUCUCAACCAGAGCGUGACGCAGUGCUUACAGAGUUCCGUAAUGGUUCUACGACCAUAUUGAUUGCUACCGACGUAGCUGCUCGCGGUUUAGAUGUCGAAGAUGUAAAAUUCGUCGUCAAUUUUGACUAUCCUAAUUCCUCUGAAGAUUAUAUUCAUAGAAUUGGCCGCACGGGGCGAUGCCAGCAAUCUGGUACAGCAUACACUUACUUUACAAGUGGUGAUGCUCGUCAAGCUCGUGCUUUAGUUGGAGUCCUAAAAGAGACUGGACAAAACCCACCCACAAAGUUAAAUGAUAUGGCUAGAAACAACAAUAACAGCUCUGGACGUAAUCGUUGGCAGCAACGGAAAGAAAACAACAGUGGAUCUAGUUCACCACGCCAAAAGAGUAACCAGUGGAAUAAUAAAAUGGCAAGUGGUGGUAGUGAUGAUGGUCAAAACUCUAUUCAAACCCACACAUUCACUCAGCAACCACCAAGAUUUUCCAACCAAACUCAAAAUAACCAGGGCUAUAGACAGAACAAUUAUCAAAAAACUGUACCCUUCCCAAGUCCUAAUGUUUUUGAUUCAAUGGGCACAUAUCAAGGAGGUUACAAUAAUGGUUAUCAAAAUGCCUACAAUAACCAAAAUGGGUAUGGUCAAAGGCCCUACAAUAAUACACGUAAUAAUGGACAACAAUACCGCAACAAUAAUGCAGGAGGCAACAAAUCCAGUGGCUCAGGAUCUUCAUUUGGAUCACCCCCACCUCACUAUGCUGCUGCACAUUACCCGCAGAUGCAUCCCCACCACCAGGAUAUGCUUGGUGGCAAGUUCUAUGGCGGUGGCGUAGGUGGUGGCGGGCCAUGCGGUUACCAGGCAGCGGUGGGAGGGGGCGUGCCCUACCCGCAUCUGCCCCCCGGCCCGUUGUUAUACGCAGCCCCCGUACAGCAGUAAACACUCUUACUAACAAUUAUUAUUUAGUUUUUUAAUUAAUUAAACAUUGAGGAUUCUGGUAACUUCAUAUUUCAAGGUUACAUAUUAUAGUUUUGUAUUAGGUAUCUUAAGUUUCAUAUUUCUCAACUUUGCUCUUCAUUGACUUAAUACUUAAUUGGUUUGGAGCUCUAUUGGGAAAUGGGUUUUUUCAAAGAUCUGAAGUUGCAAAUUCUGUUUUUCGAAAAUGUUCUAACUGACAAAAGUAAUGACGGUAUAAUCUCCAUGAAAGUCAUACUUGAAUAUUGAAAGUAAAUGUUUGUGAAUCUUUCAGAUCAAUUUCAAUUACUAAUUAUUCAUAAUAAGUGUGUUAGUUUAAGGGAUUGUUGUUUGUUAGCCAUUAAUUUUAGGUUCCAUAUUUAGCACAAAAACAUUACCAAGUUUGUACUAAAACUUUAAAUUUUUAAAUCAUUGCUUUCUUUACAGUUAGUUAAAAGUUUGGAUGAUAUUUAUAAUUGUUUGUAUGGCUAACAAAAAACUUUCCAUUGGUGGUUUUUAAUGAGCAGAAUGUCAUAUCCACCAUUUAGAUGUAAAUCACUAUAACCACAGUUAAAUUCGUCAUUAAAUUUGAAUUAUUGUAGUACAUGUAUUGUUAGUUCUUCUGGAAAGAUUGGUUUUCAAUAUAUGAAUAAUUAAAUUUAAUGAUUGUAUUUGAAUGUGGUAGUAUUUAGAGUAGUCGGUGUCGGUACCCUCUAUGUAACCGGGUGCCUUUCGUUUUAAAUGUCUGUAUGAUGUACGAAAUGCACGAAACAUAUAGAAGAUGAGUGAAAUUAUAGGGAAGGUUUGCUAACGUCGUAGUAUCUGAAUAAUAUUUUAUAUAAAUUAUUUAAUUGUUAAUGAUGAUCUUAUUAUCCAGUGAAAAUGAGGGACAACUUAGAGUAAGAAAUUUAAAAUGCUUUUGAUAUUGCAGACAAUCUGUAUUGCCAGAUAAAAACAUAUUUCCUUUUUUAAUGUGAUAUUGUCACAUUGGGUCAAGUUUAUUUUAUAUGAAAUUAGAUCUAUUGAGUAUUAUGCCUAGAAGUAUGAGUCUACAUCAAGUCGAUAUAGACAUUAAGGUUUUGGAUUUUUAAAUUCCUCAUUCAAAAGGUUAGAAAUGUAAAUACAUGCAUUUAACAUAGGAAGAUUAAUAUAUUUUGAUCUUUAUAGAUGACCUAUAACAGCGGAUACAUUCGUUUCUUAGAAAGAUAAGUGGUUUCAUUUCAUCAUAUUGUUUUUCAUUAUUUUUGUAAUUGUAUCUCACAUUUGUAUCUAGUAGUUAAUUACUGGAAAUUCUUUGUACGUAAAAGGGUUCUUAGAGCUUAAAUGAGCGACGUCAAUUGGUACAAAACACAGCUGACACUUUGCUGCAAUGUUCCAGAGGCCCAUUACUGUCCAAAGAGUAAAAUAAUCUGUGAUAUUUCAUAACUGAAACCUAUCGUUUUGUUGGUCAAUUGUUAAUACAUAAGAACACUUCCUUAGUUUGGAAAGUGACAAAAAUAUAUUUUUUUAACAAUUUGAGCAAAUUACACAGACAUUUGACUAUAAAGCUUUCAAGUCAUUCACAGAUAAUAAAUAAUAUAUGAUAGCUGUAAGGUUUACUAUUUUAUUGUUAUUCAGUUUAGUUUCACAAUUUAUCUAGAGGUGACAAAAUUGUACCAGUUCAAAAGGGACGUAAUAGUUAUUAUCCUAAUCCUACUAUAGACUACAUCUCGAAGCAUUGUUGAUGUACGUUUAAUGCACACGGGUAGUGGGGGAAUUAUGAGGGGUUAACACUAUGUGGGCCUCGUAUGGGUCAUGUCGGAUACGAGGUUUAAUUUUUAUGUACAUUAUAAGAGAAAGACUGCAUUGAUAGAGUAUAAUUAUGCAUAAUUUCAUCUCAAAGAUGAGCCUUCUAGCCUGUCCUGCUGUUAGUUUGUGAAAGCUGUUAUACAAAGAUAAUUUAUUGGAAUUAGGGCGUUCGGGCUAGAGUAGAUAGUGCGUAUAAUAUCGGCAAACGUGUCGUGUCGAGUACGGUCGCAGACUUGCAGGGAGCUCCUGUAUUUAUUAUGUACAAAGUACUGACCCACCUCUACUAAACAACUGUGAUAAUAACACUAAGUAGCUUAACAGGCAAUUUAUAUACUAGUUACGUCCAAGGGAAGGAAUGACAUCAUAUCUGACAUAUUGUAUUGUGAUAAUAAAUUUUAAUCAAAGACGCGUAUUAAUACUCUCAUCGCGUUAUUGAUAACUUUUCUCUAAAUAAGACUGAUUAUGAUUAUUUCUAUUUGAAUAUUUUAUACUCGUUCCACUUUGACUGAGUGAAGUAAAAUGUCUAUUUAUAUUGGUAGUAUCUCGUGCUGUGUGUUUUCCCUCAAAUUUAUUAUUCACUAUGUUGGAUAUGUGUCAAAAUGUCUUUCUAAAAGGGUCACCAAUUUGAAUUUUAGGUAUGAUUUGGUUUGAUAAGUAAUCCUACUCUUUGUUGUGAUGCUAAAUAUUACUUGUGUUAUUUACAUAGUGGCAGCGACAGAGUAACGUUACAAAAUGAUUUAUUAUUUGUUGUUAAUUUGCAAAAUUUUAUUUAUUCAACCAGAGUCAACUAUUUCAUAGGCAUUUUGUAGUUGCUAUACUAAUAAUUUAUUUGGAAAGAAAACCAUUUGACAAAAGUAUAGAUUUUUAAGUAUGUGGCAAUGCAGAUCUUCAUGAAUUCUUAAAAGAGUUUAAGACAAAUUCAAACGUAAAAUGUUUGUAUGAGAAAUGGAGGGAGGCUCCAUACAUAACUGUCCCAAAGGGAGGUCUUCUGAAUGUUUCUAAGAAGUGCAUUUCUUCUAUGUAAUACAGUAUUAAAUUCCGAUUAAUAAAUUGAUGUAAUUA
Molecule: messenger RNA, 5518 nt
Organism: Pieris brassicae (large cabbage white)
Lineage: Eukaryota; Metazoa; Arthropoda; Insecta; Lepidoptera; Pieridae
Product: DEAD-box ATP-dependent RNA helicase 20-like
Exons: 7
Coding region: 176-2653 (825 amino acids)
Cellular component (GO): cytoplasm; nucleus; ribonucleoprotein complex
Molecular function (GO): ATP binding; RNA binding; RNA helicase activity
Source: RefSeq, a predicted model, not a curated record